This is a messenger RNA of Agrilus planipennis (emerald ash borer), 2159 nucleotides long. RefSeq names its product glucosidase 2 subunit beta (gene GCS2beta). Gene Ontology annotation, biological process: N-glycan processing. Bases 34 to 1668 code for a protein of 544 amino acids. Gene Ontology annotation, cellular component: glucosidase II complex. The transcript is spliced from 6 exons. The record is from RefSeq and is a predicted model, not a curated record. NCBI's taxonomy places the organism in Eukaryota, Metazoa, Arthropoda, Insecta, Coleoptera, Buprestidae.
ACGAAAAGGCUAAUAAGCUAAUUAUAUUUUUGAAUGACAACCAAUUUUCAAUUAAAAAUUACAUACAAUAUAACUCCAAGUUUAGUACAUGGAAUAUUCUAUAUUUACAUUUUAUAUAUAUUUGUGAUAUUAACUGGGUUACCUAACGAUGUCACAAUCGCCAAACUGAUAAAAAAAUAUUGCCCUGGUGCCAGUCAAUUGAUGGCCGGUAUAUGUAGUUUAGGUCGAAAAAUGAAGCACUUAAGCUCUUUUAAAUUAAUUAAGUUCCUAUUUCUGUUUUUGGUAUUCACAUGUGAAUUCAUAUCAUCGGAAAUACCGCGACCUAGAGGUGUUUCCCUUUCUCGUUCCACCUUGUAUAACCCCAGUAAGGACUUCACUUGCUUUGAUGGCAGCUUAACAAUCCCUUUUACGCAAGUAAAUGACGACUAUUGUGACUGUCAAGAUGCCAGCGACGAGCCAGGGACUUCAGCUUGUCCCCAUGGAAUUUUCUACUGUUUAAAUGCUGGAUAUCACCCAGAAAACAUUCCUUCCAACAGAGUAAAUGAUGGCAUUUGUGAUUGCUGUGAUACAUCUGACGAGUAUGCCAGUUCUGCAAAAUGCGUUAACACUUGUGAAGAAUUAGGCCGGUCAUCAAGAGAGGAAGCUCAAAGGCAAGCUGAACUGAUUAAGAUCGGUUCUCAAAUAAGACUGGAAUUAAGUCAGAAAGGUGCCCAAUUAAAACAAGAGAAGAGAGAAAAAAUUCAAGAACUGGAAAGGAAUAAACUAGAAGCUGAGCAGGUUUUGUUGGAAAAGGAGGCCCUUAAGAAGGCAGCAGAAGAAGAUGAAUCAGCAGCUUUAGAGUAUUACAGGGAAUUGGAGAGACAAAGAAAAGAGGCAGAAGAAUUGAACAAUCAACAAGAAGCUAUUAAAAAGGAUAUAGAAGAACAAGCAAUUAUUGAUGGACAAGAUGUAAAUGAUGAAAUUAGUGAGGGAAUUAAAGAAAAUCAAGAUAAAGCUGUCCAGGAAGAUCGUGAAGAUGCUCAGGGUCAAGAAGAAGAACUUUUGGAUGGCCAAGAAGAUGUUGAUAACAACCCUGAUGAUGAAGACGAGGAAGAAGAUGAUGCAUCUUCAACCCCAGCUACCGGAGAUGCAGAAGACACCGUCCAACACCAGGUUUACGACGAAGAGACCCAAAAAUUAAUCGAUCGCGCCAACGAUGCCCGACGAGAGUUCGAAUCGGCCCGAUCGGUUGUUCAGGACAUCACCAGGGAAGUAGAUAGUAUCAGGGAGUAUUUAGAGAAAGAUUUUGGCCCUAAUGACGAAUUUGCCCCUCUCGAAGGCCAGUGUUUCGACUAUGAAGAUCGGGAAUACAUCUACAGACUCUGCCCCUUCGAUAAAACAUCACAACAGCCAAAAGCAAAACAUGAAGGUGCUGAUACAAGGUUGGGCAUUUGGAGUCGUUGGGAUGGUUCAGACCACAACAAAUACGAGAUGAUGGUGUUUGAAAAUGGUCAGUCGUGUUGGAACGGCCCUGACCGGAAUACGAGGGUAAAAGUCAGGUGUGGUAGUGAAAAUAAACUAACUAGCGUAACAGAACCGAAUAGAUGCGAAUACUAUUUCGAAUUCACAACACCCGCCGCGUGUAGAGAGGCUUCCGCAGACACAGUCGAUCUACACGAUGAACUUUAAAUGUUAAAAAGGAAAAACAAUUUUAUCAAUUUGUUUCCGUUUUGUAAUUUAUUGUAACGCGCAUUUUUUCCGAUUUAGAUUAUAUUAAUUUUUUACAAUACCCUUUUCUGUAAAAUAUGUAAAAAUUUAUAACGAAUGGAACUGAUAAUGAAAUUGACUAUUUACAGUAAGUACAAUUGUUGUAAGAUUAAGGUAAGGGUGAAAAAAGACUUGUAAUACUUAAUUAUACAUAUAAACAUUCCUUUCAGUGGUCAUAUGGGGCUCUUUAGUUUUCGUUGUUUUUAUAGAACUGAAAUAGUUUAGUUUUUGGUAUAAAACAUCGCAAUAGAAAAUACGUUUUCAUCUUUUCCUUUUUUUUUUUAAUUAAGAAAGUAUUAUAUUAUUAAUAUGUGCUCUAAUUGUAUAUAUAAAAUAUUUUCUUUCCCGUCAUACAGUAAUUUUACAGCCGUCAUUUUGAAUAAGGUAAUAGUGAAAUAAAGGUGUUAAAAUUU